Symbiodinium sp. CCMP2592 is the source of this 2268-nucleotide messenger RNA. The record is from the annotation of a GenBank genome assembly. Lineage: Eukaryota; Dinophyceae; Suessiales; Symbiodiniaceae.
AUGGCUGCUAUUGAGUCUUUACAAGUCGAAGAAGGUGCAAGAGCCGUCAGAGUGGAGCCAAGGGCAUGGACGCCGAUGAAGGUUGCAAUAGCCGUGAGCGUUGUCAUCGUUAGUCUGGGUUUCUGCGCCGUCUUGAUUGUUUCCCUUAUCAGACGCUCCGGUGCCAACCCACCUCCACAGCCUCCUCCAGAUCGCAACGAAAUCUGCCAGGACUUGCCGUACUCCUCGCUACCGGUACCUCUGAUCACCGUGGGCCUUGCGGAGCCAGUCGCAGACUGGGGGAGUUGCCCCUUUUGGGAGGCAACAACUGAGUCUGCUUUGGGAGCGGGUUGGAACCCCCCCUCACCACACAGACGUCUUUCAACCGAAAUGUGCCGCACGUACCGGGUGCCACUUGACUAUAGCCAGGGACUGGCGGGGGGAAGCAUCACUGUGACGGUGAAACGCUCUCGUUCUGCCACCGCAGACGACGGCCAGCUCUGGUUUAUGCAAGGAGGCCCCGGUGCGCCUUCGCAUCCCUUGCUAUAUAAGUUUGGUUUGGAUGGAAUCCCUGGAAAGGUUAGCUAUACACUGGACCACCGUGGCACUGGUUGGUCUACAGUGUUGGAUUGCCCCAUAGCCCGCAAGUCCGGUACUUUGCCCUGGGGCAACUCGUGGAUGAAGUGGGUAGGUCUUGGUAAUGUGUCUACAGAAACUGUUGAUGCCUGCCUGGCCGAAAUCUCAGAGAACAUUGGUGCGCCCAAGCAUUUCACUGCAGCUAACGCCGCACGAGAUUUGGCCUCCAUCAUCAUGGCAAUUCAAGCCGAAACAGGAAGCGCAGCUGAUGUUGGCAUCCAAGGCGUCUCCUAUGGAACCGUAUGGGCUCGACGCUUCCUGGAACUCCAGGGCCAGGAGUUUCCUGUUAUCGUGUCACAUGUCGGCAUCGAUGGUGUUUGCAGUGGAGACUAUGAUUUCGGCCAAUAUGCCUUGGCAGCUAACCGUGCCGGGAAGCGGCUGUUGGACCAGUACUGCGAUGAAGAUUGUCGUGGCAAGCUUGGUGCACCUGCCACUGGCUCUGUUGCCGUUUGGUUUGGGGAAGCUGUGAAGGAGAUUGACAAAGCCGUUACCGAUGGUUCAGCAGGUUUUUGUGGUACAUACCUUUGGGAACGAUUUGUGAGGUCAGCCGCACUCUCUGGAUGGACAGCGAAAACAUCAGCCAAGGAGGCUCUGGGUGCAAUGGGCUACAUACAUGUUACGAGAGGGUCUUCCGGAAUGCAAGCAUUCGUCCAGAUGGUUCUCACUUUGCGCCGAUGUAUCAAAGACGCGAUUGGUACGACCAUCCCUAGUGAUUUCUGGGAAGUUGCUAACUCAAUCGACCACGGUGUUGAGCUCGCUGAAGAGUACUUUCGUACCUAUCCAUCCUCCUUUUCAGCGAUUCUUCACCAUGUCGUCAGCUUCGGUGACAUGUGGAAAGGACCUCCUGAGCUACAUGCUUGGGGUUCGGAGGGUGGUCAGCACGGGAGCUGCAGCUUGCAAUCAUGGCGAAGCUACUUCGACGAGUACGUCUUCUGGGCACCGGACUUCGUGACGUUGAUGAGCCGGUAUCAAGACGUGUUCAAUAAGUAUGGCUAUCGCGAAAACUCUGUACUUGUCCAUAGCGACGGUCAUCCCUGGAGUAAUGUCACGGUUCUCGUGACCAAUGGCGACUUGGAUGGGCUGACUCCCUUGCGAUCUGCCCGCGCCACCUUUGAAGCUUUGCCAACUUGCAAAGCACAAGUCGAGCUUCAAACUGGAAAGCAUUGUGUCUCCAGCGAUGACUGUCUCAGGGAUGUGAUUACUGCCUUUUUCACCAGUCCGGUCUCCUGCCCAUCCGGUUCCCUGAUUCCGAACACUUCCAGCCACCUGGGUGAGGCCUUGAAAGCAUUCGAUUUAAAGAGCUGCAGUAAGCGCAAGAUAUAUUAUCCCUACGGCUUUCUGCCUGUAGCCGCCUGUGGGCGCGAACAGCACAGCAGCAAUUGUGACGCGAGUUUUGGGUCUGAUGGUGAGCAUGGAGUUUGCGGGGGUUGUUUUGUAAAAUGCGUCGAGCUGCUGGACAAGGCAAACGUGCCGAACUCAAGAUGCGUUUGUGCGGCAGAAGCUGUUCGCUGUGGAGCCAGAGGCAAUUGCACAGAGAUGGGGGUUGCAUUCUGCUCGAAAGAAGUGUCGAAUGCUGGCUGUGACAACGAAGACAGGUUGUGCCAGGAGCCAGCUGCCACAGGUGCCAAAAGGUCAGCACCGGUUGUGACGUGA